AUGUCAACAGUGCGAAAAAAUACGGACAAUGAUGAUGAAGAAAAUGAUGUAUAUAAAAAAUUGUGUAAUAAUCGUCGACAAAAUAAACGUAGAGAGACACUGGUGAACUUGUUUACUCCAAAUAAUUUAACAUAUACUGAUUUGUCUGUUGUUCAUAAAAAAGAUUAUAAUGUUGUGAAUGACGAAAUUAAUACAAGUGAUGAUAUACUUAAUGAUUCAUUUGAUACUUUCAAUGAACAUCCACGAAAUUUUCAUGUCAAUAAUGAAAUAGAUGUUUUAAAUUAUGGUGCUACUGCUAAUGAUGAAGAAUUAGUUCAUGAUGCUAUAUUUGAUUUUGCUGAUGCUGAAACAGAAAUUGCUUUGGAAAUAGGAAAAUAUAUACGUGAAGCAAAUUUGGACAAGACAAAAUCAAAUAAGUUACUUAAAUUAUUAAAUCAUGUCUACGAUCAUAAUAACUCACCACCAUCAUCAAUGAAAAAAUUAUUCCAUAAACUAAAUAUAACAUUUGACUAUUUAACAGUUCAAUAUUGUACAAAUUGUCUCUCCGAAUUACAUGAAUCUUCAUGUUCCUGUAAUAUCAAUAAUAAACAAUUACCAUCUGAGCUGAUCCUCUUCCCGAUUGAAAAAGAAAUCGUACUAGCGAAUAUAGUAGAAAUUCCUAAGCCAUUUCGUGACAAUGAGAAAAAUUGUAUUAUGUUAUGUCUAUGGCAUUCACCUCGUGGUCCAACAGCUGAUAUAUUAUUAUCUCGAAUUGUUCAAGAUCUUUCACGCUUGAUGAAAAAUGGCAUUCAUAUUUAUGUUAAUAAUAUAGGUUAUGUUCAUUUUGAUCUUUAUAUUCAAGCUAUAAUUGCUGAUGGACCUGGUCAAUCAAAAGUAACUCAAAUGGUAUCACAUAAUGGCUAUUUUGCAUGUCGAGUUUGUGAACUUGAAGGAACUUAUCACUCACUUGAUAAAACUUGUACUUACACUUGGUCGUCUUUUAUUGAUACAAGUCCAAGUUUUCGUACGAAAGAUCGAUUCCAAUCAUGUUUAGAAGAAGUUGAACACCUUCAAAAAAUGAAUAAUAAAAAUAUCAAUAACAUGUCUAACGUCACCAGUUACAAAUCCAAUACUUCGCAACGAACAUCAGCAAUUUCUACUACAUCAUCUCAACAUCGAGCUUCAUCUCAAUGGCAAACUUCAUCAAUUACUCAACGUUCACCAAUUCGUCAAUCUUCAUCGGCUUUUCAUUCAACUAGUCAAACAAGCAAUUAUUUUGGACCUGUUCGCUCUUCUUCAGGACAUAAUCAAUCACGUACAUUUGGUACUUCUAACAGUCAACAUCGUGCAUCACCUUAUUCUAUUAAUUCUCCACGAAUGAAUCGACGACAAGGUGGUAUGUCUUAUACUGAGAUAGAUGUACAACCUGUUUAUGGUGAAGAAGAAAAUGUUCGUCCUGUACAACUAGUUGACAGCCAUAAAAAUAUACUUGAUGUGAUUCUUGAGAGAUGCAAUUAUUUAGAACGUGAAAUGCGAUCAUUACAAUGUAAAACCGACAAGUUGAUAAAAAUUGCGUUAACAUCUGCUAAAAACGAUCAGGAUUUUCUUACUACAAAACCAAAAGUGAAACCAAAUCCAAUUAUGUGGAAUAAAGAGAAUUUGCUCGACAAACCUCGUGCACCGUUGCCGACAACUUACUUGUGCUAUUUGGUACGUAAGAUGUACACAGCCGACGAAAUAAAAAACAAGGUUCCACAACAACCACCAGAAGAUGAUGAUGAUGAUCGAAUGGCAAAAAUUAAAGAAUGCCUUGUUGCAUUGUAUUUUUCUCAUGAACCAUCUUUGAUUGACGAUUUCAUGUCCACAAGAGGUCAUAUAAGUUUAUAUGCUCAAGAACGAACAAAAAAGAGCCGAGAUAAAGCUAAAGCAACAACAGCAACAAUUACAAACAAUAAUACACGAAAUAUUAAUCACAGUAACAGCAAUAUCAUCAAUGAUUACAACGACUCGAAUCUUGAUGAUAAUAAUGAUACGUUUUGA
Molecule: messenger RNA, 2019 nt
Organism: Rotaria sp. Silwood2
Lineage: Eukaryota; Metazoa; Rotifera; Eurotatoria; Philodinida; Philodinidae
Source: the annotation of a GenBank genome assembly